AUGGUUAAGGAAGAACUGGGAUAUACUCCGGCUGAACUCAUCUAUGGCACAGCACUCACCUUACCUGGGCAGAUGAUCGAACCUGUUUUAUCACAAGACUUUCCUGACCCACAACAAUAUGUGCACCGAUUACGGACAUCCAUGUCGCAGUUAUCACCUUCAGGCCCCAGAAAACAGAACGUCGUUUCACGAGUCCCAAAAGACAUCAACACCUGGACUCAUGUUUUCGUGAGGAAUGAUGGGAUACCAUCUCAACUUCGCCCACCAUAUUCCGGGCCCUACAAGGUCACCAAAAGAGAACUCAAGUAUUUCGUCCUCAAUAUUGGAGAUAAACGAAAUACGGUCUCGAUUGAUCGUUUAAAAAAAGCCUUCAUCGAGGAGGACUUACAUUCAGUUCCCUCCUUUCCUCGAACAGACUCAACAACUCCAGCAAACACCACAGAUUCUGCACAACCCCGACACACCAAAUCGGGAAGAACAGUUUGA
Messenger RNA from Octopus sinensis (East Asian common octopus), 486 nucleotides. RefSeq lists its product as uncharacterized. The transcript has a single exon. Lineage: Eukaryota; Metazoa; Mollusca; Cephalopoda; Octopoda; Octopodidae. The record is from RefSeq and is a predicted model, not a curated record. Bases 1 to 486 code for a protein of 161 amino acids.